This is a messenger RNA of Salvia hispanica, 1380 nucleotides long. RefSeq names its product transcription factor HHO3-like. Gene Ontology annotation, molecular function: DNA-binding transcription factor activity; DNA binding. Gene Ontology annotation, biological process: regulation of DNA-templated transcription. NCBI's taxonomy places the organism in Eukaryota, Viridiplantae, Streptophyta, Magnoliopsida, Lamiales, Lamiaceae. The record is from RefSeq and is a predicted model, not a curated record.
AGCAGAAUCAAGCUCGAAUAUUCAAACCUCCCCCACUUUCCCUCUCCACUUUCUCUCUCUAAGAUUCGUCCAUAUGCGACGCCGCGACCUCGACUCUUCCCCUCCCCUCCCCACCCUUAAUUAUAUUUGAUGGAAUCUCUUUCUUGCUUCUUACUCUAACCUUAAUCCUUAAACAAAUCUUAUCACUUUCGCUUUGCUUAUAUAUACGCCUAAUCACUUAUCCCUAUCUAUAUCUUAGUAUCUGCUAAUGUAAUAAAAUGGUGAUUAACGGCCAUAAUCACAGUGGUUUGUCGGAGAAUAUGCAGAGGUGCUGUGAUUACAUCAAGGCGUUGGAGGAAGAGCGCGCCAAGAUUCAAGUUUUCCAACGCGAACUCCCUCUCUGUCUCGAGCUCGUCACACAAGCGAUUGAGACAUGCAGACAGCAGCUGUCGGAAACGACGACCGAUCACAAUUUACAUGGCCAAUCGGAUUGUUCGGAGCAUACAUCUAGUCAUGUUUUUGAGGAGUUUAUUCCGAUGAAGAGGGCUUCUCCCGAUAGCGACGGAGAAGAAGAAGAAGAAGAAGAGGAUUCGAAGAAUAAUGAAAGCGUUAAGAAAUCGGAUUGGCUUAGAUCCGUACAGCUGUGGAAUCAAACUCCAGAUCCAUCUUCUAAAGAGGAUUCGGGUACUGUGAAACUUACUGGGUCGGAGGUGAAGAGAGAUGGCGGCGGCGCAUUCCAUCCCUUUAAGAAAGUUGUCAGUGAUGCAUCUACCAGUUCCACGGCGGAGAACGGCGAUAAGAAGGAGGCGCAGAGAAAGGCGAGGAGGUGUUGGUCGCCGGAAUUGCAUAGGAGAUUCUUGCAAGCUCUUCAACAACUAGGAGGCUCACAUGUGGCCACACCGAAACAAAUUAGGGAAUUGAUGAAGGUUGAUGGACUCACAAAUGAUGAAGUUAAGAGUCAUUUACAGAAAUAUCGGUUGCACACGAGAAGGCCAAGCUCCUCAAGUCAUAGCAACAAUGCACAAACACCUCAAUUCGUGGUGGUUGGAGGAUUAUGGAUGCCGUCCGAAUAUACUUCCACCGCAUCCGUGAAGGCGCCCAAUGGCACCACCUUUGCUUCACCGCCACCACCCUUCCAAGAGCCACUACCGUCUCCUAAAAAAAGGCAACAAGUUAAGGCUUCAUCACAGUCUACCGGUGGCGCUCAGUCUUGCUCUGCGGCCACCUCCUCCUCCGGUCACACGACCACCGCGGUCUCACCGGCUUGCUAGCUUUCUCUCGUGUAGAGAUAGAUACUCACAGUCGCUACUCGCGCAUGUUACAUUAUAGAGUGAUAUUGAGUUCGGAUAUUUUGUACAUUUUUUUUUGUGAAAUUAUAAAUGUUUUGUAAUGUUAUGGGUA